Dicrocoelium dendriticum is the source of this 675-nucleotide messenger RNA. The record is from the annotation of a GenBank genome assembly. NCBI's taxonomy places the organism in Eukaryota, Metazoa, Platyhelminthes, Trematoda, Plagiorchiida, Dicrocoeliidae.
AUGCAACAGGCCUUACUAGCAGCAGGAAAAUCCUCAUGUGUUAUGUCUAAUCGCCAACAUGAACAUUGGGUCUCUUCACAGUCUCUGGAACUUAUAGAUGCUCGCCGGCAUAUUCUGGCUGGAAGCGAACACAAUGAAACUCGCAAAGCGCUCCGGGCAAAACUCCGUGCUAGCCUGAAGAGAGACCGCGAAUCCUGGUGGUCUCGUCGUGCAACAGUGAUGGAAAUGGCCGCUGCCCAUGGUAACCAUCGUGAAUUAUUCCGUCUUAUACGGGAAACGGGCAGCAGGAGACCAGGUGUUAGUGAAACUAUACGUGACGAGAGUGGACAGACUAUCCACAACUUAGCAAAACGCCUGGAACCUUGGGCUGAGCAGUUUGAAAGGCAAUUUAAUCGGUCGGAGUUGUUAGAUUUCUCGCCGACCAGUGAACGCCUUGCUCACUGCGCUGUUCCUUUGGAUCCACCGUCUCGCUCAGAAGUCGAACAUGAGACCAAACUGUUGAAGUUAAAUAAAGUCGCGGGACUUGAUGACCUUCCUCCAGCCCUCUUCAAAUUCUGGGGACCUGCUCUUGUGGAUAAUUUACACGAGUUACUAGUGAGACUGUGGGAGCAGGAAACUGUCGCAACCGAUUGGAAUCGCUCCAUCAUAGUCCCAAGUUUCAAAGGAGGCUCAUGA